AAUUUUCAGUGGUUGAAGAUAAAAAUUUUCUCCAGAAGGCUAUUACUUUUUUUUCUCGCUAUGACGUCAUCAAAAUUAUGUGACUCUACGUGUCCAUAUAUUUGAGCAUAGCUCUCUUGUUUAUAUAGAAGGGAAUUAUAGGGUACAGCUUGGUUUUGACCAUCUUUUGCUGGUAAUAAAUUCUGUUUCCGAUUUGCUAAGGCUGUAUUAUUGACUUUACUAGUGGAAAUGAGUGAUGACCCUCUGUAAUUCAGUGAUUAUUUAUCAAUUGUGAUUAUCUCGUGAUAAUGUUAUUUGUUUGAUAACAUGGUAAGAUGCUGCCAAUAAGCAUUUAAAAUGUAAAUAUGAAUUUGCUUUUUAGACAUCUAUUUACUAGUUGCCUAAUAUUGUUCGAUCAGCUAAUUACUCACAGCAACAGAAAGUGUUAAUGCUAACUUCUGUGUGAAGACCGACAAAAUUCAGACUGACUUCUGAUCAUGCCUAAGAAAAAAACUGGGGCUCGUAAGAAAGCUGAAAAACAGGGUGAGCGACAGAGGCAAAUAAGAAAUGCUAAAGAUACAAUCGACCUUGGACUUCAUCCUUGCAACUUCACAAUUGAAUGUGACAAAUGUGCCCACAAACAACGAAAUCGGGCUUUUUGUUAUUAUUGCAGGGCAGUACAAAAGCUCCCUAUUUGUGCACAAUGCGGAAAACAAAAAUGCAUGAAAUCAUCAGACUGUACCAUAAGGCAUCCAGGCCAGCAUGCCACAGGAAUGAAUAUGGUUGGGGCUGUUUGUGAUUUCUGUGAAGCUUGGGUAUGCCACGGAAGAAAAUGUCUUCAGAUACAUGCUUGUGAAUGCCCUCUUACAAAUGCAAUAUGUUUAGAAUGCAGUAGAGAUGUUUGGUCACAUGGAGGUAGAGUGUUCAGAUGUUCAUUCUGUGCUGGUCAUUUGUGUGAAGAUGAUCAAUUCGAGCACCAGGCAUCGUGUCAAGUACUAGAUUCAGAAAGCUACAAAUGUGCUUCGUGCAAUAAAUUAGGACAAUUUUCGUGUAUGCAGUGUAAGGUGUGCUAUUGUGACGAUCAUGUUAGACGAAAAGGCUUUAAAUAUGCCAAAGGCGAGCCACUACCUUGUCCGAAGUGCGGUUAUGAAACUAAGGAAACCAAAGAUUUGUCAGUUUCUACAAGGCGGUAUAAAUUUGGAAGACAAAAGGAUUACGAUGAUGAUGAGGAUUACCAGCCAUACUUCAGCUAUGGAACAGAUCGAUUCUCUUCUAUGAGUUUACAAGAAGAUGAUGAUUCCUCAGAUGAAGAAGAAGAAAGUGACCAAGAUUCACCAUAGAUCAAUUUAUUGUGCGGAAAAUAUUGCAUAUAAUACAAUUUUCAAUUGCAGACAGACACUAGGAAUGUGUCAAUAAAAUUUACCACAAAGGUC
Styela clava is the source of this 1412-nucleotide messenger RNA. Its product is annotated as zinc finger protein 330-like. Gene Ontology annotation, cellular component: nucleus. NCBI's taxonomy places the organism in Eukaryota, Metazoa, Chordata, Ascidiacea, Stolidobranchia, Styelidae. Gene Ontology annotation, molecular function: zinc ion binding. The record is from RefSeq and is a predicted model, not a curated record.